AUGUCUGGAAGGAAUGAAUCCAGGGUCACGGAACUCAUACUUGUAGGCUUUGGAAAUCUUUAUGGCUUCAACAUUUUAAUUUUCAUCAUAUUCCUUAACAUUUUCCUAUUCACAAUAACUGGAAAUCUUCUGAUCAUUUUGUUAGUUUCAAUUAGUCAUCACCUUCAUUCUCCCAUGUACAUCUUUAUUUGUCAUCUUGCAUUGUCUGAUAUUGUUCUCACAAUAAAUACUCUCCCCAACCUGCUGGGAGCAAUCUUACACGGUGGGCAAGGAAUGACAAUUCUUGGCUGUGUUAUUCAAUGCUAUUUCUAUAGUGGUAUAAUUUUUGUAGAAUGCUUUCUGCUUACAGUGAUGUCCUAUGAUCGAUACCUGGCUAUAUGUGUCCCAUUGCGUUACAUCACUAUCAUGGACAUUACAUUACGCACCUGUCUGUUUGUCUUGCCCUGGGUGUUGGGGUUUAUCCUAAAUCUAAUAGGUAUCAUACCUAUAUCCCACUUUCAGUUCUGUGAUGGAAACAUCAUUGACCAUAUAUAUUGUGACUUCUCCCCUCUCAAAAAGAUUUCAUGUUCUGACACGUCUCUGGUGGAAUUUCUAGGCUUUGUAAUCUCUACACCUAUGUUUAUUUGUCCAUGUGGUGUUAUCAUACUAACUUAUGUUCUUAUCUUCAUAACGAUACUUAGGAUCCCUUCUACAACUGGAAGACAGAAAGCCUUUUCGACCUGCAGUUCUCACCUUCUCGUGGUUGUUGCAUUCUAUGGCACAUUAAUAAUAAAGUAUAUGAUACCAUCCAUAGGUCAUGUAUUACUUUUAAAUAAGAUUAUAUCAUUGCUGCAUACUGUGUUUACCCCCCUGUUUAACCCUUUAGUAUACAGUCUAAGAAACCAAGACAUCAGGGCAGCACUAAGAAAGAUUUCUGAACAUUAG
Pelobates fuscus (common spadefoot toad) is the source of this 924-nucleotide messenger RNA. RefSeq names its product olfactory receptor 11L1-like. Gene Ontology annotation, cellular component: membrane. Gene Ontology annotation, molecular function: G protein-coupled receptor activity; olfactory receptor activity. NCBI's taxonomy places the organism in Eukaryota, Metazoa, Chordata, Amphibia, Anura, Pelobatidae. Gene Ontology annotation, biological process: G protein-coupled receptor signaling pathway. The record is from RefSeq and is a predicted model, not a curated record. The transcript has a single exon. The coding region runs from base 1 to 924 and encodes 307 amino acids.